AUGAUUGGAUUUUGGCAACAACUUGGUAGAUUCGACUAUGAAGAUCACAAGAACCGAAUUGCAACUGCGUAUCCAGGUACUUGCCAGUGGUUUCUGACCCAAGAAAAAUACCACGCUUGGAGACGGUCAGAAGAAAGCUGCUUCCUCUGGCUCUCGUUUGAUCCAGGCUGUGGGAAGUCAGUUCUGGUGAGGCAUCUGGCUGAUAUCGUUCAGCCAGCUGAAUCUGGAUGCGUAUGCUAUUUUUUCUUCAAAGCAGAUGGCGAUCCCGAGCAGAGGGAUUUGACUCACGCUCUUUCGGCAAUUCUGCAUCAAAUGUUUGCCGCGUUCUCUGACUGGAUCGAUGACAUCAAAGAAGAGUAUGACCGCCAUGGGAAUAAUUUGAUCAACAUGAGAAGCAAGCUUUUAAAAGCUUUUACACAAAUAGCGGCAACGAAAGUAACAUGCCGAAGCGAGAUCAUAUGUCUCCUGGAUGCGGUGGACGAAUGCCAGGACUUUCGUGAAAUCGAGCUCCUGAUCAAAGCUUUCCACAAAUUGCUUGGCCUCUCAAACGGUGAUCAGUCACCCAAAAGCUUCCCAGCUAUCAAGUUCCUUGUGUCCAGCCGCCCGUAUGCCAAAAUCGAGAGGUGCGUAGUUCCUCUUUUGCGGGAACGACGCGGCUACCAUAUCGACGGAAACUCCAGUUUCGAGGAGGUCAGUGAGGAAGUCAAGGUCUUUACGGUAGCACGGAUAAACGGGAUUGGCGACGAGAUUGGCCUUACAGAACGGACUCAGGACGCGCUCAUCGAACGACUGACGAACUCUGACGAGCGUUCGUAUCUGUGGAUCACUCUCAUUUUCGCCGAGAUCAGGCAGAUGUUGGGAAAAUCGGAGAAAAAGGCGCUCGCUGUUGUUGAUACUCUCCCGCAGACGGUCAGCGAGGCGUAUGAGAAGAUACUGACUCGAGUAUCUGAUAAGGCGCAAGCAAGGAAAGUGCUGUACGUCAUUCUCGCGGCAGAACGGCCAUUGACUCUGUCAGAAAUUGAUGUCGCAUUAGAGUUCAGCCAUCAGAUUUUACGCUUUAGUGAGCUUGACCUUGAAGGGCCGGGCUCCAGAAUGGAAUUCUUGCGACAGGUCAGUGGAUUAUUUGUGACGGUCGUGAACGGCAAGGUCUACUUCAUCCAUGAAACAGCACGGACUUUCCUCUUGCAGGCUGGGAAAGCCCCAGAUAACCCUGAUCGGGGAAGCUUCGAAUGGCAUUCGUCAUUUUCCACCAUAUUGGCGCAGGAGAAACUAGCCGAGGUUUGUGUGCGAUAUCUUCAGUUCGCGGAGUUCGAAAAAGACCCAUUGACCAUCGAGUUGACGGAUACGGCGAAGACCAUUGACCAACGCAAUGUGCCUCGUACAUAUGUCUCAUGGGAUUCCAACCACAAAUGGACCGGAAGAACCAUGAAGUCGCUUUUCGAAGAGCAUUCAAAGGUUUCUGGACCGAGAAGCUCUAUCCAGAUGAGACCCAAGGAUGCGCUGCGAGAAAUCGCAAGUCAAUACCCAUUCCUUAAUUACGCUGCCACACACUGGCUCACGCACGUGUACCGUGGCAAUCUACAACUCGACCAACUCAACAUGACGCACUUGCUGGAUAUCGAGAGUUCAUGCUUCAAGAACUGGCUUUCCGUCUAUUGGGGCAGUGAGCCACGCACUUCAUAUGCCCAUCUCGACGUUCUUCGAAUCUGCAUGGCAUUCAAUCUUCACGCCUUCCUUGAAGUACUCUUACAACAGGGAACAACCGUGGACGCAUUGGACAACCAUGCCCGCAGUCCUCUUCAUUGUGCCGCCCAACACAACUUAGUGACGAGUACCAAACUCUUACUUGCGGCCGGUGCCAGCGUAAAUCUGCAGGACAAUACGUUGAGGACUCCAUUGCACGAAGCUGUCUUAUACGGAAAUAUUGCCGUUGUUGAAGUGCUCCUGGAGAGUGGGGCUCAGCCAAACUUAGGUGACUACGUUAAAAUGGCGCCUCUUCAUCUUGUCCGGGAAAGAAUAGACAUCACAAAGCUGCUCGUCAAGUACGGUGCAAAGCUCAACCAAAAGGACCAGUUUCGCCGUCUACCUAUUGCCUUGGCCAUGUACGAGCCGAAGUCUGGAGACACGACCAACGAGGAAAAGGCCGUGAAGUAUAUUGAGGUAAUUGAGUACCUCGUCGCCCGAGGGACCAAUGUGCGCCAUGCAUUGCGUCGGGCGCAUUUUGAGGGGUUAAAGGAGGCAAUAUGGAUCAUAUGUAGGCACGUCGGCAAGCCUGAUCUCAUCACUGCAAUUGAGCUGGGCUGGCAGGAAGACAUCACAAGACUCCUCGAAAGCGGGGAGGAUCCCAAUCGUUCAUAUCUCGACGAUACCACGCCCUUGCACUGCGCGGCCAGCAAGGGAAAUAAAGACUUGUGCGCUUUUCUGCUUGAACACGGUGCAUACAUUAACGCACAAUGCUGCUACAGGAAAACGCCUUUGACUCAGGCCAUUACGAGUAAGAACUUUGAGCUAGUUAAAUUUCUGGUCACCAAAGGAGCCGACGUUUACCAUGAAGAUCUUUACGGAACCGGGAUUCUGAACCAUUUCGCCCUCUAUGGUGAUCACAGAGCGCUAGAAUUCUUACUGAGCAAAGGACUCGAUCCAAACUCACCCUCAUGCGACGGAACUCGACCGCUCCACGCUUGUAUUUCUCGUCAAGAUAUUGAGAUGAGAAAGACUCUUCUGGCUUGCCAUGCGGAUUUACAUGCCCGCGGACCAGUGAAAACCACGGCUCUCAUCCUGGCUAGCGAAGUUGGCACUCGGGAGAUCGUCGAGCUCUUGCUGCAGAACGGGGCUUCCGUGCAUGAUAGGGACGCCUUUGGGAGGUCGCCUCUUUUUCUAGCUGUUUCUGAGGAGCACUGGGAUAUAGCUGAACUGCUUCUUGAACAGGGACAUUCAAAUGACACCUUGAAAGAUGGUCGGAAGCUGAGCACUUUUGUGAAGCCCGAACGUCUGAUCUGCUAG
Penicillium macrosclerotiorum is the source of this 3003-nucleotide messenger RNA. Its product is annotated as ankyrin repeat domain-containing protein. Lineage: Eukaryota; Fungi; Ascomycota; Eurotiomycetes; Eurotiales; Aspergillaceae. The record is from RefSeq and is a predicted model, not a curated record. The coding region runs from base 1 to 3003 and encodes 1000 amino acids. Gene Ontology annotation, molecular function: protein binding. The transcript has a single exon.